Messenger RNA from Spizellomyces punctatus DAOM BR117, 1874 nucleotides. RefSeq lists its product as uncharacterized. The coding region runs from base 270 to 1763 and encodes 497 amino acids. Gene Ontology annotation, cellular component: nucleus. The record is from RefSeq and is a predicted model, not a curated record. Gene Ontology annotation, molecular function: ubiquitin protein ligase activity; zinc ion binding. The transcript has 5 exons. Gene Ontology annotation, biological process: ubiquitin-dependent protein catabolic process; protein ubiquitination. Lineage: Eukaryota; Fungi; Chytridiomycota; Chytridiomycetes; Spizellomycetales; Spizellomycetaceae.
GUUGUGGUUUUGGGUGGUGAGGAUGCCACUUGGGCAUUUCCUUUUGGUCUGGGCUCUCCCGACUUGAGAAUUUCAUCCAUUUCACAAACUGCCCCAACAAACCAAGUAUUCCCUUUUUUUUUUUUAGUAAAGCCUUCGGUCUCGGCUUUCAACGUUGAAGUUCCAUUUGUCACCUCCUUUUUGCCGCCGCCCUUUUUUCCCUGUUCGCAGGCGGUCCUCCACCCACCCAAAAAGACGUUGACCGUUUUUUUUUUAAAAAAAAGUUUAUCAUGAACUCUCAGCGCAGUGCUCCUGGAAAUUAUACAAUACAGAACUUGUUCGGCACCGACUCGGACACUGAGACUGACGACUCCAUCACUUCAGAGUCCGAGCUCGAAGACCGAACAACUGACGAGGAUAGUAUGGACGCGCAUGGAGAUACCGUUGGGUUUAGUGGUGAACAUGCGUGGGAAGGUGGUGCUCGGACCUCUACGUCUGCGUCCAUGACGGCUGUGACGUCUGCGCUGCAAGAAACUGUGGAAGAUGCAGAGACGAUCGCUCACCAACAGGACUUGCGAAAGCGGAUUAUGGCUAUUCAGUCGAAUGACGGGUUUUCGGCUAUGGAAAAGGCAAAAAAGAUACAGGAACUAAUGACCAGUAACUGGAACACAACACAACGAUCACAAAGCAGUCGAGCAGCCCUCGCCAGCAACAAAUUAGAACAUAGACGCGCGGAUUUCAGUGUCGUGACAGAUCACGACAAACAACGAACAUAUCAUGACAAGGACGCCCUGAUAUUAGGAUGCAAGCACUAUCAACGAGCUGCAAAACUACAGGCGCAUUGUUGUGGGAAAUGGUACACGUGCCGAUUCUGCCACGACGAGGUAUCAGAUCAUAACAUUGUCAGAAAUCUGACGUCGACCAUGAUGUGCAUGUACUGCUCCACCGUCCAGCCCGCGGGCCGGGACUGCGCAAACGUUCGGUGCGGAAAACGGGUCGCAAAGUACUACUGCCCCGAAUGCAAACUCUGGGACGAUGACCCGCGCAAAAACAUUUACCACUGUCAUGAUUGUGGGAUAUGUCGAAUUGGGAAGGGACUCGGACAGGAUUACUUUCAUUGCAAGCGAUGCAACGUGUGUAUGGCCAUCAGUUUGAAGGGCAAUCACAAGUGCAUUGAAAGGAACUUGGAGAGUGAUUGUCCGAUUUGUGGAGAAUACAUGUUUACCAGCACGACUACAGUUAUUUUUAUGCCCUGCGGACAUUGCAUACACUACAAAUGCCACCAAGAAUAUAUCCAAACCUCCUACCAAUGUCCAACCUGUUUCAAAUCCCUCGCCAACAUGUCCGAAUACUUUAAACGCAUAGACGCCAUGCUCGCCCAACACCAAAUGCCCCCUGAAUACGCAACAACACGAAGCCAUGUCUAUUGUAACGAUUGUGAGAACAAGAGUUUUGCAAAGUUUCAUUUCCUGUAUCACAAGUGUGGGAAAUGCGGGGGGUAUAAUACCAAGGUACUGCGAACGUGUCAGGCAGGGGAGGAGGAUCUGAUUCUGGGGAAACAGGUUGGUGUUGGGGGUGUGGUAGCGGCUGCGGAAGGGGGUGCUGGGGAGGACAGUGGUGGUGGGGGUGAAGCGGGUGGACUUGUUACUUCUCAGUUUGAUAUAUCACCACCAUUUUUUAGUGAAGAUCAAAUGGACGUUGAGCAGCGGAGGGGGAGUUUGGCGGUGGAAGGAGGGGAUGGGGCUCCCAUGGUUGCUGGGAAUGGGUAUGAGCAGAAUCACUAGACUAGUAAACGAAAUCCGCAAAAAGACACAAGAAAAGCAAAACUCCCAUGUCAUCCGUUUUAUGUAUAAACCAAUUUUUUUAAGCGAACCCCCAAAACUUUUUGUUUCUCC